CUUUAGCAUUCUCGUACCCCUCUCAGGCUUCCCUCAACAAAAGAAUCGAAAAGGUAACCCCAUUCAUUGUCUUCACUCUUUAGCAUUCUCGUACACCCACCAAGACUUCUAGAGAGAGAAAUAUAAAUGCCUGUCCUACUCUGACGCUCCGGCGAAUCAAACCACCUCGUUCUCUGUUCCCCACCGGUUUCACGGCCCAAAAUGGACGACCCCGGCAUUAUCCGAUUCCCGGGGACCCUCGAUCCUUGCGCUCAAGAAUUCUUCCCGACGAAUAACCCAUUCUCUUCUCUGUUUCCGCCGCCCUGCUUCCCUCAUUUCCCUUUAAAUCGCCCGCCGCCGCCGUACUACGAUGGCUCUGUUCCUGCUCCCCCGCCGUUGCAGAGCCCGGACCUUCCCCUGCCGACCCCGUCCCCGACUCGGGCGCUUCUAAUCAGCAUGGUCUCCCCUGACGUCAGCGAGUCGAUGGUACGGAGGGAGAUGGAGGUGUUCGGCGACGUGAGGGCCGUCCAGAUGGAGAGAGUGAGACAGGGGAUUGUGACCGUCUAUUUCUACGACCUCCGCCACGCCAUGGCUGCAGUGGCCGAGAUUCAAGAACAGCACAUGCAGCAGCAGUACCGGCUGCGUCUCCACUACGAGUCAGUCAUGGCGGCUGCCCAUAGUUUCUCUCCGUCUCUGCCUCCACCGCCGGCGCCUCUCCCGGCCCGCGGACUCAUCGCCGGGGCGGCGGUGUGGGCUCAGUUCACCGUCCCGGACGUACAUGCCGUCGCAGACGGGAGUAAUCAAGGGUCACUCAUCAUAUUAAACUUGGAUACCCACGUUUCCCCUUCUCACAUCAGAGAUAUUUUCGAAUCAUUUGGGGCGGUGAAGGAAUUGAGAGAGUCGCCGGUGAAAAGGAACAAAAGGUUCGUGGAAUUCUAUGAUGUAAGGGAUGCGGCAAGAGCAUUGUCGGAGAUGAAUCACAAAGAAAUAAAUUCCAAGAAAAUCUUGAUUCAAUACAGUAGACCCGGCGGGCCCGCCAAAUCCACCCCCAGAAUUCUCCCACCGCCGGUGGCGGCGGCGUCAUUUCCGCCGCAUAGGGCGGCGUCAAUGCCGCAUCCCAGAUGUUAUGGCGGCGAGAAACUUAUGAGCAACCCGAAGGGAAAAGAAGGGUCAAUUCAAGAAUCAAUGGCUUCUUUGUGUUUAACGAGUGGUAAUAGCAACUGGGAUGGAUCAUCUUCUUCUUCGUCUUCGUCGAAGCAAAAUAGGAGGGCGAAUAAUAGGCGAUCUUGGAAAGGGGGAAAUAACAAUAAGAAUCACAAGGAUCAUGAUGAUCCUCGGUUCUUGAUAAACGAGGACGCCAUUUCUGAAGCUGACUCUGGAGAUUCAAGAACCACUGUAAUGAUCAAGAACAUACCCAACAAAUACAGCCAGAAGCUGCUGCUGAACAUGCUGGACAACCACUGUAUUCACUGUAACGACCAGAUUGCCGGCACCGACGGCGGCGGCCGUGAACUCCCUAAAUCCUCAUAUGAUUUCGUUUAUCUACCUAUUGAUUUCAUUAACAAGUGCAACGUUGGAUAUGGGUUCGUGAACAUGACCUCCCCGCAGGCCACAUGGAGGCUCUACAAAGCAUUUCAUCUCCAAUCCUGGGAAGUCUUUAACUCCAGAAAAGUCUGCCAAGUCUCUUAUGCCCGAUUACAAGGGUUGGAAGCACUGAAAGAGCAUUUCAAGAACUCGAAGUUCCCGCGGGACGCGGAGGAGUACAUGCCUGUGGUGUUCUCUCCCCCGCGAGACGGGAAGACGUUGAGCGACCCGGUCCCGAUAGUUGACUGCCCAGUUCUCACCAGUAGUUCCCAAAACCACAAUGGGAGUAUGGAUGACCAUGAUCGCUGCAGUGGAGAUGGGUGAAUGACCAAAGAAGAACUGAAAUGCUACUACACUAGAGGGGUUGGGGAGGGGGGUUGGGUUGGGUGGCACACUAAGGUAGCUGCUACUUUCUUGAUUCUUCUGUUAAUAGAAAAUAUAUAUGUCCAGUCCUAGUCAGCAUCCAUCACACCAGGUAGUAGCAACCAAUGCCACCACCCACCCAGUGGUGGUGAGGCUCUCACCACAGACCUGAGACUUGACUCAGUGUACUACUAACGUACUACUGAUGGCUGCCAGGCAAUUCACUUUGUCAGUCUACUUAUUAGUGGCCUGCAUUUGCUGCCUCUUUUCAUUUUUAUAUCAGCACCAGGAAUGUUUACCUUAACUAUUGUGUGCUCUAGGUUUGGUUAGGUUACGAUUUGGGCAAAAUUCAAAAGAAUAAGUCUUAGUUUCAGCAAUUCAUCAAC
This is a messenger RNA of Cuscuta europaea, 2312 nucleotides long. The record is from the annotation of a GenBank genome assembly. NCBI's taxonomy places the organism in Eukaryota, Viridiplantae, Streptophyta, Magnoliopsida, Solanales, Convolvulaceae.